Molecule: messenger RNA, 156 nt
Organism: Funneliformis caledonium
Lineage: Eukaryota; Fungi; Glomeromycota; Glomeromycetes; Glomerales; Glomeraceae
Source: the annotation of a GenBank genome assembly
AUGACGAAUCCUAAUGUCAGUAACUCAUCUAAUAUUGGCAACUCAUAUAACUCACCUAAUAUCAGUAAUACAUCUAAUGUUAUUAAUGCACCUAAUGUUAGUAAUAUACCUAAUAUCAGCAUAGAUAAUUAUCUUUUGAACUGCAAAAAGUAUUAG